Dinoponera quadriceps is the source of this 3047-nucleotide messenger RNA. Its product is annotated as sorting nexin-14-like. Gene Ontology annotation, molecular function: phosphatidylinositol binding. The transcript is spliced from 9 exons. The record is from RefSeq and is a predicted model, not a curated record. Gene Ontology annotation, cellular component: late endosome. Lineage: Eukaryota; Metazoa; Arthropoda; Insecta; Hymenoptera; Formicidae. Bases 284 to 2911 code for a protein of 875 amino acids. Gene Ontology annotation, biological process: autophagosome maturation.
AGUGUAGUUCUGGUGCAGUUUUAGUGCAGCGAAAAAAACCAGACCUAAUGUAAUUAAUCGUAAAAACGUGACAUGCUUUUGAAAUUAACGGGUUUUUUUAUCGACCAUAUCUGACAGCCUUUAUCGACGGGUCUGAAAGUACGGACCAAUCAGGCUCCCGAGUGGCUAAUCAUUUGUUAAUCGCUGUUCAGCUGAGUGCUAUGUAUCAAAACAAGAAUGAUUUAAUAAACGAAUGAAUUGUUUCUCCGUCUGUUAAUAUUAAGUAUUGUUCAACAUCGAAAAGAUGCAGGAUUUAUACUAUUUUAGUAUCACAGUGUCUGCGAUUAUUGUGUUACUUGCCACGUUCAUUCUAGUUGUGUUUCAAAGUAUCGUUUGGAUGCUCAUUGUGGUCGGUAUCUACGGGAUCGCCAGUUUUUACACCGUACAACUGUUGCAAAUCAUCAACGGUUUAUUGACGAGAUUUAAUAUCACGAGCAACAAAUUCAUCACAAAGAACGAGGCCGAGGAUCUGUGCAGUGUUUGCAGUAAUGUCUGUAAGAGGCAUAAAUUAUUGCCACAUUCAACGAAGGUCAAAGUACCGAAGGAUUUUGAUCACGCUUUGGAGCAGCUUCUGGAAGAAAUACUGCAGAUUUAUGUCUGCACCUGGUACUCGGAUUUCUCAGCCAACGAAGCUUUUAUACAACAGCUACGUUUAGCCAUAACGACAGCAGCCAAGAACAUCGCUGGCAGAUUAUUACGUGCGGAUACAGCGACCAUCAUUUUCCACGAUCUAAUUCCCUUGGCUGUAAAACAUGCCUGGGACUGGAAUAUGCUCAGCAAAAAGUGCAAGUACAACUGCAAGUCUGAAAUUAGAAUGCCUCGGGAUUAUAUCGGAAGUUAUCUUGGUUCAAAGAUUCAUCCAGCUGCUUAUUCGAGAAAAGCUGAGUUGAAUUACUUGCGAGGAUUGGUCACCGCGCUAUUGCCACAUUUAUUGCCUGCCAUACACGUCUCAACGAAUAACAAAGUAAUACUACGUGAAAUAUUGUCAAAUUGGGUGCUAUUACCGGCGAUCGAUGCACUGGCAGACCCAGAGAAUAUAAAUAUGUUGGUGACAUUGUCCACGCACCGUGACACUUCUCUGUCAGACGCCGCGGAAACCAUUAGCGUGCCGAUGUUGCAAUCCUGGGUCACGGUUCCAGCGAUGCAUCCGCACAUCGCGCAGAAUUGCUUCAAGCAAUCUCUGGACGAAGUUUUGAACAAUCCUGAACUGUUGUACAUGUUCAUGCAACAUAUUAAAGAAACGGGACCUAUGAAUCUCCUUCAGUUUUGUCUAGAUAUUGACGAUCUCAGCAAACGCAUGUUAAAUCCGGAAAUGUCGAGCAACGCUGAGGAAACUUUAUAUGUAGACGUUCAAACUAUGUACACGGUAUAUCUCGACCCUGAUGGCCCUGAAUACCUAUACUUACCAUUGCACAUAUCGAAAGGCAUACAACAGAUAUUAGAAGGCGGGCCAGGGAAGAUUCAAGAAUUACGGACUUCGCGACCUUUUUAUGAAGCCCAUCAAGAGGCACACGCACUUUUAGAGAGUACCUGUUUACCAUCGUUCCAUCACAGUUAUCAAUUGUACAAAUACUUGUGCGGCCACUUGGUGUCCGAACAGACGAAGGCUAUCGCAACCAACGUGAGCGGAAACGCGUCUACUCCCGUACGAUUUACCAAUCAGUUCGGCAAAGUCGACGGUGUUCUGCGUACGUCGACGAUGGACGGCGCUCCUUUCCAGUUGCAGGACGCCUAUCCGGUCGAAGAAGUGGAUUGCACGGCUCGAGCGUACAAUGAGAUCAAGGGCUUCGGCGACAAGAGUCAUCGGGAUUUGACGACCUGGCGAGUCGCCAUUCCACACGUGGACGGCGGCGGCACGCAGCCGGUGUACAUGAUUGCGGUGCACAGCGUAGCGGAGGCCAAGUCGUGGACGGUCCUGCGGCAAGAUCAGGACUUCUACACACUGCGGACGCGGCUCACCGAGUUCCACGGCGACAAGGAGCUGAACGAUUCGCCGUUGCCGUCGCGCAAAAACCCCCAUUCGUCCCUGACGACCAAUCGUCAGCGUUACGAGGAGUUCCUGCAGAAGUUGCUGUCGAAACCGAUGUUGCGGAGCAGCGAGCUCCUCUACACUUUCCUCACGACGACUAACCUGAAGCCGUACUACGCCAACUACAGCACACCCGACAUCGGCAUCCUCUACCAGAGCAUGACUUACAAGUUGCGCAAGGAGAAGGGACAACACCUCGACAAGUUCAUGAGCACCUUCCUGGCGUCCACGUACACAAAGUACGAGCACAUGGACAUGGGCGUCGAGCCGUCGAGCGAGCACAAUCUCAGCGAGGCGGAAAACAGGGAGAGGAAGCUGCUGGACGGGGUGUUCGGCAAUAAUCUGAAUCUACCGGUCGCCUUCCAGAACUUCCCGUGCAGCCUGCCGCAGCGCGAUCACGUGAAAGGUGCCAGCCUGUGCAUCGUGGAGGCCGUCGACGGUCUACUGGGUGGACCUCCGGUGAUUUCGCAACUCUUGUGGAUCUUCGGCUCCUUGUCGCGUAAGCGGGUGGAUCCCGCUGUGAACACGAUGUUCUACAACAUGCUGGUGAAACUUCUGAGCGGCGGCCGCGCUGCCAUUGUCGUCAAGCUUUUGCACGCGAAGAUAGUCGGCGAGAAGAGUUACAUGAAAGACUUCUCCUCGCAAGGGAGGGAUUACUACGACACCGCCAAGGAGGGACUGCAUUCCUUGCUGCCGUGGUGGCUCAUGGAGUUCUCCACGCUUUGGAGCAAGCUGAUGGAUUCUCUGCUGGAUCCUUUGCAGAACGCGCCGUUCAACAAACACCUGGCGUACUUUCUCCUGGAUCAUCUCCUGGUGAAUCUAUUCCCGGAACUGACAGCGUAGCAUACUUAAAUUAUAAAAAGGAAUCAACACUUGUACAUAAUCUUGUAAGGCGAAACCAGUACGUUUAGAUACUUCAUUUUGCGUGUAUUUCAUGUAAUUUACUUCGUAAAUAAAAGUUCCUAUUGAGUUCUGUUAA